Tetrahymena thermophila SB210 is the source of this 444-nucleotide messenger RNA. RefSeq names its product transmembrane protein, putative. Lineage: Eukaryota; Ciliophora; Oligohymenophorea; Hymenostomatida; Tetrahymenidae. The transcript is spliced from 2 exons. The record is from RefSeq and is a predicted model, not a curated record.
AUGAUUAGGUUUUCUAUUUUAUAUUUUAUGCAUGCCUUGCGUAUAAUAUUUUGCUUUUAAUAGUCUAAGUUACAGAUAUUGUACAAAUAGCAUACUUUAGAAUUAAAAAUAAAGAGGGAUUUAUUCAACGUACACUUAGCAUACUCUAUAAAUUUUAUUCUUACUUAAUCUUUAUUCCUAGCAUUUCCACACCCGUUCAGUAUCUCGAAAAUAGCUUAUCAUAUGUUAAUAUUGUUGUGGCAAUAAUAGUAUAAUUUAUUUGUGACUUUCAUGACUUCGAUUACAACUUUAAUCCUUUUCCUCACGACUCAUUAUCAAGAAGAAAUUUAAAAUGGAUUAAUUUAUUUAACUCUGCAUAUAUAGUGGUGCUAAUACUUAACCAUGGUUUAUUUUAAGCAAAUAUUCAAGAUCUUUUAUUUGUCAUCUUAUGUAUCAAAAACUUGA